CGUAUGCUUUGGGGUCUUCUUCGGUUCGACGGUAUAUCCCUCUACGGCAACUUAUUUCCCGUGGUUACGGCGAGAUAUUGCAGAGAAACAGUCUUUGCGACAUCUACGACGGCGAUCAAAUAAUGGUAAGCCGCGUUUUUAUAGUUUCACCAUGACCAAACGAGUAAAUCAUUUCUUGAACAGCUUUGCACGCAUCAAUGGAGAUCUUUUAAAAAACAGGAAAUCGAUACAAGCUGAGAAUACUUGGAACUGAAUUAGCAGAAUUAGUUGUCGCACUCUAUGAAAUGCACUUCUAAAGGAUGCUCUAGCUUCUGAAGUGGCUGGAAUCCGAAGUCGAAAGAGAGAGCUGGUGAUUUGUUUCAAUAAUAAACGGAAGCGAACAGUUCGCCAAGAGAAAAAUGCUACAACAAGAGCAUUCUAGUGUCUCCGUGCAAGUUGAAAGAAAGUUGUUAGUGGGGGUGGGGGAAUACGCACCAUUGACGCAUAUUAGUGAAACACUUGUAUUUAACCACUCAAAGGAAAACCUCUUUUAACCUUAAACACUGGAUUUGAUAAUGCUUGUUUCUGGGUCUUAAAAUAUAAACUACAGCUGCAGUAUUUCCCCCAGGGAGCUUUUAUCAAGCACAAUGUGCUAUUUAUCUAACUGACUGAAAUAUCACAGGAUAAUUUGGGCAGGCUCCCAUUUUUCUUUCAGUGGAUAACCUAGGCAAGUUUUCAUUUGUUUUAGAGAAUGAAAGAAAUGAGGUACAUUGUAUUUCAGGGUACCUUUGAAGAGAAACGUGAACAAGGACUGUCCCCCAGGGAUUGCUUUCUUCUUCCGUUGUCUUUGAAGGUCUCGAUAUACCAACUGGACUUUCAGCAGUGUGAAAUUGUGAAGCGGAAGUGGUGCUGAAAUAUAGAGCACGUCCAUUCGUGCUGUGAUUAUUUUAUAAACUAUGAGAAAUUAUUUUGUCCAAGUAAUUCCCUCUGUACCUACUGUCAAAAUAGCCUUAUCCACUCAGCGGGUUGUUGACAUUGAAAUACCACAUUUAUCUCGCCAACUUUAGAAAAGAAGUAACAUCAUGUGUUAUUUUUGUCAUGUCUUUACCUGAUAAGCGAUAUCUGUAUGACCUAUUGGUCCACUAGACUGUUGAGGUUCAUCGACCAAGAAAACGAAAUCAUCCGGAAUCGUGAUUUCGUUCAGGACAUUAAAUUUCUACUUUAUUUCGAAAAACUCAAACCUUGUAUUGGUUUUUUCAAUUCAGAUUAGACCCUUUAAAAUAUCAUUAACGCCAAUAUGCAGGAGAAAAUAAAAGUGAAAUCCACAAAAAAAAUCACUAGAGAAUGAAACGCGUCACUCGUGAACAAAGUCAAACUGGAAACGUAUGCCCAUUCAUAAAGCAAGAACCAUACUUGUCUUUGCACGUCACAAAUUUUUACAGCACCUUGCCAGUUCAAAAUCAAGAGAUAAAUCAUCGUCUUUUCUAUCGUUAAGCCAUCCUACUUAUGAAAUGACUCCUGGGUUCAAACCUUUCACAGUUUUAAAAAAUCUGCCGCCACCUUAAACAAAGUCUUUCUAUUAGGAGUAAAACACAUGCAUGUUCAGCUGAAUCUGACGAAGUCAAUGAACCAGAAGUCCUGAAAGGUGAAUGAGUAAGACAUAAACCAAGACUCUCUUAGCCUGCGAAUACAGCUUUCUGAAUUUUUUUACCUUUCAGUUCAGUGUGGAGGAGACCUAACCACCAACAGCACUGGUGAAAUUACAAGUCCCCGUUUCCCUUUAAGCUAUCCUGAUGAGGCAAACUGUGAGUGGAAAAUCUGCGUCGGUCAAGGCUCGCGAAUAAAAUUGACAUUUAGCGACUUUGAAGUAAGUGAUAGAGUGCAUUUUGAGUAGAUUAGUGUACAAAGCACACGAUAUAUAAGAAAGUUGACCAGGGCAAUGAUUUCAUGUCAUCAUUGUCGAAAGGUAAGAAAUUAGCAUCGUUUGUUAUUCAGUGUAAUACUACCUUCGGUUGGUCAUGUUAAAUUUUGCGGUAUUUGACUUGGUAAAAUGAUGCUUAAACCUUUUAAAACUAUACACCAUUUUAAGGUUGUGCUUGAGACCAGGAUGGUGGGUCUAAUUGCACACUUGGAUUAUUGCACACUUGCACACUUGGAUCACAUCUCUAAUGGAUGGUAUUACACGUUUUUUGCGGGAAACUGGGUCAGAAUUCUUCCCGCAAAUUCAAAACAGUCCCAUAAUUCAAAUCAACGCAACUCCGACCCAGUCUCACCCGGCCAAUUCACUAUUUUCAGAUGGAUCAAAACGAAACUUGUUUACACACCAAAAUUUUGCAUAACCGUUGUUUCCAAUUUCUCCCGCACCAGGUAUUACAGUAGUCUGAAGAGAAAUACAAGACACAAUAUAUGCAAAAUUUUAGGGGAUAAACAAGGUGCAUUGUGGUCUAUGUGAAAGUUAUGAAUGCUGCAAUGAAUCUGUGUAUUACGAAAGCCGAGGAGGGUUUUCCGACUUCUGACUUCCGACUUCCGACUUCCGACUUCCGACUUCAGACUUAAGACUUCAUACUUCAAAGUUCAGACUUCAGACUUGACAAAGUUCGAACUCCGGAUUUCUGAUUUCUGACCGUUGAGACUAAAUGCAGCAUGGUUAGACUUCUGACCUCCUACUUCCCAUUUCCCACUUCUGACUUCCGACUUCCGAUUUCCGACCUCCGAUUUCCAACUUCCCACUUCCCACUUCCAACUUCCCACUUCUAACUUCCGACUUCCGACUUGAAUCCUCUGUCAGGCUCGAUUGCCGCUCGAUCCGCCACGCGGGUUAAUGCUCAAGUUCAAGGCUCAGCAGAAAGAACGGCUGUACCGUUCUAGCCACAAAAGAGAACAACUAAAGUUGCUCUUGUAAAAGCAACUAAGCACAAAGCCAAUCAGCCAGCUGAUGAGGUUCGCUUGGGGAACCGAAACCAUGGUUUUGCCUGGUCACAAAGUGGCAACAGUGAUAACAAAACAGUCUAAACACUGUUAAGCUUAUUAAAAACCUAUAACCAAGGAAGGAAGUACACGCUCCAGUCAAAAGACUCACAUUUUCUCAAGUUAAGAAAAACACUAAGCUGGAAUCUACUGAGUCACAAUGCAUUCUCCAUAGUUGAUGUAGCUUCAUUUUAAGCUGCACUUCAUUUCUAUUACUUUGGAUCUGUAAAUCACUAUCCGUGAUAAUUCAACAUCCUUCAAAGAAAACUAACGAGCUGGGCCCAGCGUGAUACAGCAUUGCAUAUUCACGGACUAAAAACAGUCACAUAGUUAUUCAGGCCCAGAAGGCACUUUGGAGAAAAUUAGAGCCCUUACUUGGCCGUAAUAAAAAACCUUAAAGAAUAUGCUCUUGAAUCAGAGGGCAAAUCCUGUCGACCAGAGACAAAAACCACAGCAAAUCGAUAUGUAUGCCAUGACCUCUCAAUGCGAAAUAGGCGGCUUAACCAGAGCCUUCUAGAGCAUAAUCUACCCAGCAGAAGGGAAAAAAACGUUUUUGGAAACAAACAGCAUUUUAGCAUAAGGUAAAAGUCGUGUAGGCCUAUCUCCGUCUUUCCUUGCUACGGAAGUUGGAAGUCGGAAGUCGGAAGUCGGAAGUCGGAAGUUGGAAGUUGGAAGUUGGAAGUUGGAAGUUGGAAGUCGGAAGUCGGAACACCCUCCUCGGCUUUCGUAGUGUAUUGUUGGUUUUCAGUGUCGCGCCAUUCAAAAUAGAUCAAAAUAUAAAUCAAAACCAUUCGACAGAUAAAGUCCAGAAUCUGGGAAAUGAAAGGAGGUAAAUAUACAAAGACCCUCGCCAAGAUUUGGGUCGAAGGAAUAAUUUGUAUACGAGAUAUCCGAGGAAUGAUGUUUUACCCAAAUUUACAGAGCUUUGUAUGGAGACGCCAUGCUAGAACUCAUCCGGAUGAGCUCCAACAUGGCGGACGGAAACCAACAGAAACAUUUGUUACCGAGCUUUCCUACAAAAGCGUGAAUUUACUCCUAGAGGAACUCAUAAACAAUAAGGAAAUACUUUUUCUAACACUUGAACUGUUUAGAUAGCAAAAUUCCUCUAAAAAAGUAGCUUUUUUAACCUAAAUGACAGCUCUCUCGGCCGUCAUGUAAAUGCUGCGUCACGCAAAAGCUUAGAAAUUCAAGCGUACUCUAUUACAAAACCAAGAACCCUUUUGAAGCGAAAAUUUGUUUGAAAAUUAGUUUUCAGCUGCUCUAAUACACCAUGAAAGUAAAAUCUCAGUAGGAUCGAUAGUUUUGUAGUUUGAAUUCUAGUGACGUCAUGUGAAAACCAACAACAUGUAUUCCAAAAGGAUGAGUUUGAUCGUCCGGGUGAACGUAGUCCUGAAUAGGACUGUUGUUGUUGACAGUGACUUUCAGUACAACGGCAAACACUACAAAUAGUUACACGGUACAGCUAUGGGCUCUCCAGUUUCUGUUGUUGUAGCAGAAAUUGUCAUGCAAAACAUCGAGGAACAAGCCCUAGCUACCUACACGCGAACUGUACCUCUUUGGUUACGUUACGUUGACGACACAUUCACCGUCGUACACAAAGACGGAAUCGACGAUUUUCACGAACACCUUAUCAGACAGAACGCGGACAUACAGUUCACCAAGGAGAUCGAAGAAAAUGGUAAGAUACCUUUUCUAGACUGCUUGGUCACUCGCGACAACAACAAACUAAAAACGACUAUUUACAGAAAACCGACACAUACCGACCGAUUACUAGACCAGUCUUCGUACAACCCGACCUCUCACAAGGCUACUACUAUCCGGACUCUGACGAGACGAACGCAACUAGUUUGCGACUCACCUGACAGCCUACUAGACGAGACUGAUUAUCUUAACAACGUUUUUAGUAAGAACAAUUACAACACGGACUUUGUUAGACGGAACACUCACAGUAACACUGAUUCCAACUCUCAGACCAACUCUGGCCCUGUUACGACAGCGACUUUACCGUACAUCAGAGGCACCUCUGAAACUAUUGCACGUAUAUUACAACCUUACAAUUUACGUGUUGCGCACAAACCGAUAACCACUUUACGGCGACUGCUUACUAAUGUCAAGGACAAAGACAAACCGGAGGACAGACAGGGAGUAGUAUACAAGAUCAAAUGCUGCGACUGCCAGGCUUCUUACAUUGGUGAAACCGGCACAAACCUAAGCACGCGACUGACCGAAUACAAACGCGCGAUGAGGAAUGGUGACGUCAACAAUCACAUUGCUGAGCACCAUUUAAAGACGAAACAUAAAAUUGACUGGGACUCUGCGACAUGUAUACCGUAUUCUACAGACUACUAUCAACGUCUUACUUUAGAAAGCUGGUUUACUAACUUGGAACAAACGCCACUGAAUCCUAGCCAACAGUUACCAGCGCUGUACAAACGACUUAUUGACGAGAUCAAGCAAAACUAACCACGAGAGAACAACUGGAGAACUGACAAUUUGACUAACAAUAGACGACUGUUUAACUGUGACAAUAGACGGAUCGAAACGCACCAAUCACUGAUCACGAGUCUUCAUAGCCAAUAACAUCACGGCUUAACUGACAGACGACCAAAAACAUUGCGACGUAAUUGACCAAUCCGAUCAGUAACCAGAGUAUAAUACCAUCAACUGACGUGAUACAACUCACUUUGACUCUGAAGAUGACUACCGCACAGUUUGUCGAAACGUCAGUCACUGUCAACAACAACAGUCCUAUUCAGGACUACGUUCACCCGGACGAUCAAACUCAACCUUUUGAAAUGACUCCUGGGUUCAAACCUUUCACAAUAUGUAUUCCUUCAACGUAAGCGCUCACUUAAAACCCAUUUGAACUAGCUACUCAUAGUAUAAACGUCACUUAGAUUCGAAUGGUAGGAUUAACUAGAGAGAUAAAACCGUAGAUUAUAACGAACUAUAAAUGGUAGUCGUUGGUUGUAACGGGGUGGUCCUAAAUGAAGAGAAUAACUGAACUUUUAUUCGGGCCAAAGUGACCGUAAUAAUGAGUUCUAGGUUUAGCGGGGUUCCAGUUUAUGUUUGCUAUCAAGAGAUUAGUUUUCGUCUCCAUUUGAUGAUAGUAUAAAUUCACGUCUUUGUUCUUGUCGAUUGACCUUCCUUUAGCUAGGUUCCCUAGGCCGCCAUUCCGGAAGAAUACGGAAGGGGGGAUGAAUAUCACGAAACAUGCGUUAAAAUAUUGAGUGUCCGACCUCUUCGUAGGUGGAACCGAGCCACAACUGUGAGUACGAUUCUCUUGAAGUCUAUAAUGGCGCCACUAAAGGACCGAGAAACAGAGUAGCUAAGUUAUGUGGAAGUCAAUUACCUGAUCCUAUAACGUCCACUGGCAAUGAAAUGAUCUUGAGGUUCCACUCGGAUUUCUCUGUUGCCUUCAAAGGCUUUAAGCUGCAAUUUGCAUCGACAGGUACUUAAAUUUUUUUAAAUUAUCUUUUUAAUGACAUAUGACCAGUUAAGGAAAAAUUGCUGCAAGGCAUUUCAACCAUGUGGGGUUUGAGCGAUAGCUUGAAACUAACCGAAAAAUUGACCGUCAACUGAUACGGAUGGCUGUGAGCUAAGAACUUCAAAAAUUAAACAAUGCACAACGAACGGGCUGCGGUUGUAGCUAAACGUAGAAACCUUUAAGGGACUACAGAAUUACCAUCCACAGUGGCAGUCUCCAUCGAUCCUUUAAGGGAGGAACCACUAUUUUUUUGACGGGGGCGGGGGGGGGGGGGGUUGGAAAACUUUCGCAGCUCCUGCUGCAAACAAUUUUUUGUGUGUGUCUUCCAACUCUACCCUCCCCACGUAAAAAAAAUUAAUGGUCUGUCUCUAACCCACUGUGCCUGACUCGUCCCCAGUCCUCUAGGGCUUAAUAUUUGUAAGUGGUCGCGGAACGGUCGCGGGAGACUAUUAUAUGUGCGACAUCUGGGCAUAGAUGGACAAACGACUGGGGACGAAUUAGCCACUGUGAUGAUAGCCCGGAUAGCAACAGACGUUCAAAGCGAAAGAGAAAAAGUGCGUGGGUCCCGAUUUUGAUCAACCCUUACAAGCUCCUCCUUUGCAGUAUAUUGUGCUUUUUGGAGUAGUAAAAAAAAAGUAGACAAUAAAUUCGAAGGUUACCGUAUUUAUUCGAAUGAGCGCCCAACCUCGAAUUAGCGCCUACCUCGAAUAAGCGCCCAUCCUAAAGGCAGGAAAAGUUAAUAAGCGCCCAGCCAGGAGCCGAGUAAUCGGCUCCUGGCCCAGCCUCGAAUAAGCGCCCACCCCACCCCACCUCCCUCCCACUCCCACUCAAACUCAAACAAGCGACCACCCCCUCCCCACUCCCAAAAAUCUGAAUAAGUACUAAUAAGAGACUUCCCCAAGACGGAGUUUUCUUCAAAGUAUUUUACAGGAACCUUGCUUUGUUACCUCUUCGCGUUUUGUUAUUACCAUUUAUUGUUUUGUUGCAAAAUAAACAUACUACUCUUGCUGAAAAUGUUGAGAUUUAAUUAGCGCCCAGCUCCGAAUUAGCGUCCACUCUCAAGGUCAAACAAUUUAAUAAGCGUCCAGGGCGGUUAAUCGAAUAAAUACGGUAAUUAAGGCUUUUGAAAGAAACAAAAUGGCAAUUACGACAAAACGUUUAUUUAUUUAUUUAUUUAUUUAUUUAUUUGUUUAUUUAUUUCUAUCUUUUAAGGCUGUGGCCGUACAUUUACAGGAUCAAGUGGCGUGAUCACAUCACCAAACCACCCUGACAAUCACCCGGUGUCUCUGAAUUGUUUGUAUGUUGUCCGGGUACCCGAGGGAAAAAUAGUCACCCUUAGUUUUUCGCACUUUGAUCUGGAGGGCGCUGAAGGUAGGUUACUCACCAAAAACGUUAACCAUGAUGAUAAUUUCGAUUGAGCGGUCGUACAGCGGUCGUAAAUAUUUUGCAAAAAGUGUGAGUAGCAAUCGUUUAUUUUUUUUUCCUUUUCUUUCUGUCUUCCUCCCCUUCCUUUUUUCUUUCUUUCUAUUUUCGUACCAUGGGAUGUUCUUGUACAGUAUCGCGAGCAACAUGGCGGAAAUUGAGUAAUGACUAUAAGAAUGCAGAUUUAAAAAAACAAGAGAAUUUUUUUCGGUGCAAAUUAAAAAAAACUGUUGUCGGAAAGUUCGCACUUAAUCUUAAGUUCAUGUAACCAGUCGAUGAAAGGAAGGAAACAAGGACGCGAGAAAAAGUAGAAUAGAAGUGUGAGAGGGGAGUGGAGAGGAGGAGAGAAAUGAGGAAGUGUUUACUUCUCUUUCUCCCUCUUGCUCCUUUUCGCUUUCUUUUUCUUUUUCCUGAUCCCCAGCCUUCCUCGUGUCCUGUAAUGAAAUCAACUACUACGUGGCUAUACAUAGAAAUUAAAAUAUUUACAAUGGAGACGAUUAUUGUGUUGCACAACAUCAUAUUUCUUCAUUGUUGAAUGAUAAAAUACGGCCGAAGAUUUGGCCAAGGCAUUCUUGGAUUCCCUCCAACCUUUUCAUGUUUCUUUUUUUGCCAGAUCAGUACCUUUUACAAAGUUUGUUUGUUAAUCGCAGAGGGACAUUUUCGUUGCAAAUGUUAAUUUAUUUUUCUCAGGUUCGGCAGGCUGUGUGUAUGACUAUGUGGAAAUAUUUGACGGCCAAGGGACAGACGAUACAAGUCUGGGUAGAUUCUGUGGAAACACCAAACCCGCCCCUUUGCGUUCUUCAACUAAUGUUUUGUUGAUGAAGUUCGUCUCAGAUCAGUCUAUAGCUCGAACUGGUUUUGUAUCUACUUAUACGGCUGAACCCGCAGGUGGGUAAUUGUUCCAGAGAUUCCAGACAGUAAAUGAAUGAUCUUAUCAUUGGAUGCAAAUUUUUCUUCCUUUUCAUUGGCUAAAAGCCUAACACGUGACCUGCAACUAACCGCCUUCAAGUAAUUGUCUGCUCAUGCGCAAUGUCGUCAUUUCAUAGCUGGCGAACUCAGGUCUACGUAUUUCCGGUCGUCGCUUCUCUUGGAAAGGAGCGACGUCCGGAAAUACGUCUCCGUUUGCAGGCUACCACCUGAUUAAGGUAGCUUGAUUGGUUAAGUACCUGAUUGUGGACCGGUUUUCCUGGAUUCGAUUCUCUGCGCAUGACCGACCAACACUCAGAAUCCUUAUGAAUAACUAAGGAAAACAAUGCCCUCCUUUAUCUGACACCUUAACAACAGCGAUUAGCCUUUCUAGACUUCUUGGGGAAAAAAACCGUGACUCCGCCUCAUAAUACUUCCAUCUCGGCUAAUCAAAUCCCUUUGACUCUGAAGAUGACCACCGCACCGCAGAGGUUGUCGAAACGCUCCGUCACCGCCAGCAACAGUUCUAUUCAAGAGUACACUCACAUGGACGAUCCGUAUAUCCCACCUACACAAGGGGCGAAACAAAUCUCUAACCGUCUGUCUCACUGCACCGUCUCUUAACGGGAAAUUCAUGACUCAUCAUUACCUUAUGUGCCUCGAACAACACCUUGGUCUUUAAAGAUUUUAUUGUUCGUGAAUCGUGAAAAGUUCAUUAUAUUUCUCGUGAAAGGUGAUCUAGAGACCCCCUCCCCUUCCCCGACUCUCCGACCCUUUACCUCCCCCUUAAAUAACUGACGAGAACGUUCUACCCUUGCGUUGACAUCUCCAAAUAUGAUUAGAGUUUCUAGUCUUGUUGGAUUCCGUGUUUAUACUUUCUGUCUUUAUCUACAGGAGUCGUUGAUCCAUGUCUUGUGAAUAACGGAGGAUGUACUGAUUUUUGCACCAAGACAAACUUUGGAAAAAUUUGUUCAUGUAAGCCGGGGCACUCUUUAGAUACUGAUGGCGUGACUUGUAGAGGUACGGCAAUUCAUGUCCUUCGUAUCCGCGAUCUUGCUGUCUACGGUGUCCUUUCUAAAUGCAUUUAAAUGAAAUCUUUUUAUUGUUAUUAUUUAGAUAUUGAUGAAUGUUUGAUCAACAAUGGUGGCUGUUCAGAUACUUGUGUGAACACUGUUGGCGGAUUCGAGUGUACAUGUAGACCUGGCUACAUUGUAGACACAGAUAACAAAACCUGCAUUAGUAAGUCUCGCAUUAGUUUAGGGUGUUUCCUGGUGCUGAGUGACAACUUGGCGGUAUUUAUAGCCAAAUUGUCCUUAAAAGCAAAAGAAGAACCUCGCCUAUGGUAAGAAAGAGCAGUGCACCCUAACUAAGGCGACAUAACAGAAUAUCUUACACACGUAAAAUAAUUGAUAAAAUUAGCUCACAAAUAUAUCAAAAGGCAGUUUUGUUAGCCGAACUCUAUACUGCCUUCUUCUGGAGCUAGAAUCCCAUCAAAAAUUCCAUUAAAGUUUUUUUUAACAAUAAUACUAUGCAACUAACAUGCAUUUUGUUUCGUUGCCCUAGAAAUGUUUUUACUAGACGUUAAUUUUUAUCACGAAUCCUACAUGUAGUAAUACAUCGUAAGAAAUGAGGUUAAUGAUAUUCGUUUUUUUUCUCCCUAGAUGAGAAUGAAUGCGCAACUGGGAACAAUAAAUGUGAGCAGAUGUGUCGUGAUACUGAUGGUAGCUAUUACUGUGAGUGCCACAAAGGCUACCGGAUUGGUGCGGACAGAAUCACGUGUCAUGGUAAGACACCAGAAAUAUGCUGAACAUGGCCGCACAACUAUUGCUGAGGUUAACNUACAUCGUAAGAAAUGAGGUUAAUGAUAUUCGUUUUUUUUCUCCCUAGAUGAGAAUGAAUGCGCAACUGGGAACAAUAAAUGUGAGCAGAUGUGUCGUGAUACUGAUGGUAGCUAUUACUGUGAGUGCCACAAAGGCUACCGGAUUGGUGCGGACAGAAUCACGUGUCAUGGUAAGACACCAGAAAUAUGCUGAACAUGGCCGCACAACUAUUGCUGAGGUUAACAUUGUUCUAGUUGCGAUCAGUAGGGUUGACCAUCUCUGAGAGACGUCCGCCUCAUAAAUUGGAUCAUUAAUCAUGGUUUACCGUCCGAAAAAACAAGUAGUUAUAACAACGUUACGUUGCACAAUUUCUUCCCCUCAAUUCUAGAGGAAACUGCAAGAUAACUGGCCCGUUAUAGUUAUUUAAAAGAUAAAGCGUCCUCGUUGUAUUAAUUAACUUUUUUUUGGCAUGACAUAACAGAAAAGAACAACCUGCACAUUCCUCUUAUACAUAAUCACAUUAUAGAUUGAAAUAAAAGACAAUCGACAGCUCAAUGGCCUAACGACCAACCGAAUAUGUCUCCUUCCAAGCCUCCCAUCCCCACCCCCCUCAUUCCCCCACCCCACCUUCUGCCCUAAAGCAGUUUCUCGUCAUUUCACGUCCUCAGGAUAUAUUUACCUGUAUCGCUCAUGUUUCAGAUGUAGACGAAUGUAAGCUUCCAAGGAGCUUUCACCAUUGUCAACAACAGUGUGUGAAUACACCAGGAAGUUUUUACUGUAAAUGUGGAGCGGGAUUCCAGCUGAGCGCUAAUGGCAAGACAUGCAGAGGUAUGACCGUCUUUACAUGCAGUAUUGGGUAUUAUGAUCGAUAUAUAAUUGUAUGAACCAGAUUUGUCAUUCCUCAAACUUCCCGUUUUCUCGUCAGUGAAACUGUAACACAUCACGAAUCAACUUUCUGCAGAGUGAGCGCUAAGCAUUUUUUUGUGUAAUUUACCAAUUUUUUAGAUAUUUUUUUACACUUUAAUAACGAAUACAAGAAACUACAAAAUACCUUAAACCUCCACAGAGUUGCAAAACACAAAACAUCCAAACAAAUUUCAUCAUGCACUACUUAGUUUACAGCUAUUAAAAAAUCAUAGAAACCUUCACAAGGCCGCCAAAAAAUAAAAGUAAAUAAGAAAAGAAAAAAAUAUAUAGAAAGAGACAGUGUUACAUGCAAAUGUUCUUAAAUUGUUUCAAACAUAAACGUAAAGUGAAGACAGACGCAUGUGCGGGACACCCGUUCUUCGAGCUUACACAUAUCAAAACUUUCCUCCAUUUCUUUAAAUGUGUAGUUAGUUUUUUCCGCCUCUUCGCUAUGGUUUUUUCUCUACUCGAUAAAGAGCCUUAAAAAAAAGACUUGAAUAGAAGGAUGUGGACUAUUCAAUUUUAAACAAUUUAGCUGCAAGAAUCAAUUAUCCUCUCCAAUGUUCUGACUGUUGAGCACCCCCAACAAAAUAUAUCCGUUAUUUUUAAAGAUUGAAGUGUAACCUCACAUUCACGAAGCCAAGAGAAAAAAGUUUCCCAAAAGCGCUAAGUAUUUUCCGUGUGUGAUGUCGCUAUCUUUAGUUAUGAAAGCGGAGAGAGUUUUGUGGUGUAUAUUUAGGUAAGGAUGAAAGAAUGACUCGAUUGAGUCAUCCCCCCCAUAUCCCUAGCGAAUUCCAGGCCAGUGUUCGCGCGCCCUACUAGAACACAAUGAUGUUUUCCACCGAUGUACACUGUAAUAGUGUUUGAACUAUUUUCCUUGUUCGUAUUCAACAUUUUCACCUAGACGAUAAUGCACUUUGUACCUUCCCCCCACCACCCCCAAUAUCUUGCAUAACCAUUCUCUAUUCUCUUUGGGCGACUGUAAUACUCAAGAGAAAUUGAAAACAAUGCCUAUGCAAAAUUUGAGGGGGGGGGGGGGGCAGAAGGGACAUUUUGGUUUAUGUGAAAAUCGGGAUUGGAAAGGAAGGCUCUUUUUCCAAAAACCUCCUCCCCUUGGGGUUUUCCCCCCCUUCUGGUUGUUUACACCCUUCAACACAACACCAAAAUACCCGCCCGUUUCCCACUUUUACUAGGCCCCGUCCUUGUCCAUCACAAUUUAACAUUUACCCUCAACGAAAAAUGCCGUUUUCCCCUCCCCCCCCCACCCCCCAAAUCUUCCAAAAACAUUUUCUUUUUCCUUUGGGGGACUUUAAACAUGAAAGGAAAGUGAAAAACAUGGCUUUGAAAAAUUUGAGGGGGGGGGGGGGGUAGCAGGUGCAUUUUGGUCUAUGUGAAGAUCGUGAAUUGGAAGGCAUGCGCUUUGUCCAAACAACCUCGUCCACUGGGGUUUUCCCGCCCUUCUGGUUGUUGUCCACAUUCAAACGAAUACGCAAAUAACCUGCGCUUUACCGCUUCUAACGAGGCCCCGCUUUCUUCGUCAACACUAAAACACAUAGCGAUGGGUUUUCAAAUUUAUCCACUCUGAGAGGCUUUUUCAAAAAUCAUUCGCGAAUUCCUUAUCGGUGAGGAAAGAAACGUUUUACUGUGGCCUUAAUAAGGUGUGGACGUAGCACAUAGUUACCGAAGUCAACGAUUGGUUUUAUUCUCCAGACAUUGAUGAAUGCCUGAUGGGAGGCGUGAAAUGUGAGCAGCAGUGUGUCAACACACCAGGUGGUUUCUACUGUGACUGUUACCAAGGAUACCACAAAGACGACAAACUACCACACAAAUGUGUGGACACUGAUGAAUGCUUAGAGGGAAGACCUGACUGUCAUAAGUGCUUUAACCUCGAAGGAAGGUAAGACACGGACGAAAACCUUUACUGAUAGAUCAAUUAUUACCCUUUAUCUUUGACAUUCAAGCAAAAGCGUCUCCAGUUUGCUGGUCAUUGCUAUCGGGCAGAUAAAGAGAAAGAGAUAAUCUCAUCUCUCAUCCUCUGGCGCCCAGUGGGCCAAGUGCAUUCACGUAACCUUACAUAACCCGAAGGGAUUGCUAGGGAUUUAGGACUUGAUACCAGGCACCUGAGUACAGCGAUAUCGAAUCGUGGUGAUUGGGAAGAAAUCUUCAUGGAUGUCGCCGUUCACUCAGGUGGUCGAAGGAUGAUAAUGAUGAUGAUGAUGAUUCGGAACUUUAAUUAUUGGAAUUAUUUGCUCGAUGCUCAUUGGUUCUUUACCGCUUGUAUUGCGACAUAGUGUCUUAGUGAGAGUAAACAGUACCUUUUUCAGCACAUUAUAAUCAUGUAUCUGUUUCUUUUACAAUAUUAGCUACCGCUGUGGGUGUAAUAAGGGUUUCGAGGCCGUGGACAACGAAACUCGCUGCUUAGACAUCGACGAAUGCGCUUUGCAUAACGCCAACUGUUCACAGGUCUGCAUCAAUUUGGAAGGAGGCUACAUGUGUGAGUGCAGUCCGGGAUAUCAAGCAACUGACUCUGAGUAAGAACUAGAAUUUUAACACUAAUAAAUAACAAAUAACAUCGUCUUUAUUUCUUCGAUAAAGUCCUUAUCUGAAGUUACAAAUUUUUUAUAAUAUAAAGGCAUUAAGCCAAGCGAUGCGCGCAAAUGUAACAAUUAAGAACAUUAAAAACUAUUUUAUCCUCCAAGCUUAUAUUAGAUACUAAUCUUUUGCUUCAGUUACAUAUUCCAAGGUGGGAAACUUUGGUUUGUCUUAACUCUGGGUGAAAGUAAAUCCCGUUCGAACACGGCUAGGAGUUGAUGGACAAACCCAAAACCAUUUUAGUCUCGAAUCAAUCCUCUUUUCGGCAAUUUAAUAUUCCGUAAAACUCCUUCCGCAUGGCCCGGUUCAUAACACCAUAAAUUAUAGGAUUAAUCCAAGAAGAAAAAGAGGUGAAUAACAUAAAAAUGCACUGUAUGGUGGAUGAGAUGUAAAUAUCACAGCCAAAGACUAAAAAGAGUUCAGCAAUUAAUGGAAUCCAACAGACGCAAAAUCCAAGGACAGCAGCAAAUAGUAUUCGCGACGUCUUUAUCUCCUGAGCAGUUAUCAUUCUCUGGCCCGUCCACGAUUGCUGAAGAGAUGGAAUAAUUGCAGUGUUGUGCCUUCUUACAACGCGAUAAACGCUCACAUAGCAGAAUAUUACCAACGACAUGAGAAGGAUAAAGAAGGACCCAAAGAAAAUGUACGAGAUUUUCUCCAUUCGUUCAUCGUCAUUCGUUCCUCGGCAAUACAGACUUUCAAAGGACCAACGGUAUAUGACUGGCAGCGAGAAAACGAAAAUCAAGGUUUCGAUAAACGAGACAAUCCAUACUAUAAGAAUGGACAGAAUGGUGUUCUUUUUGGAGAAAUACACUGGGUAUUUUUGUGGCUUAGUGACGCAAUAAUAUCGAUUAAUUGACGCAAGUGUUAAGAUGCAGAUUGACACCUGGGCCCAGCAGUGUAUAGUAAAACCUAUAUAUUGGCACAGAUUAAAACCGAAUGGCCAUCUGCGCAAAGCAGAUGCAACUAUAUGAAAAGGAAAGCAUAAAAAUGCUGCCAUCACAUCCGCUAUCGCCAAAGAUAGCACAUAGAAGUUAGUGACGGUGCGUAAUCUUCUGUUUCUGUACAAAGCGACGAAUAUCAGAGAGUUUCCUGCCAGUGAAACAAGUGUUGUCGUAAGGAUAUUCGCUGUGUGAAUGAUAACUUCAGUUAAGCUCCUUGAAUCUUCGAAUUCAUCUCUUUGUUCCAUUGCUGAUAACAGCGGAUUUCACACGUUAAAGUUAGAAAUUUGUUUCUAGAAUGCACCCACUUGAUACUACUUGUGUAGUGGGCCCUCAGCGAUUAGCUGCGCAACUGUUCUCUUAAAAGGGAAACGGGAAAACCUGACUUGCUCUUUACUCAGAACAUUUGCAUAGCAAUAAUAGUCGUUUAUUACAACUCACGUUAUUGAAAAAGGCUUCGUGUGUGUACUUUUCAAGGCCGUAUAAUUAAACAUUUCAAUGUAUUUUCUUGGUUUACCAAUAAGAGAAAGCAAUCCUGUCGAGGGAUAAUAAAAGUGGCAAAGCGUUCGGAAGUUGAAAAGAUGAAAGGUUUCACUUUGCUUCACCGUAUGUCCUCCAAAGCUAAUUGAUCCUGUCAGCCAAUUAAUAAAAAAGAAUUAGGGAAAAUUGAGGUAGUAAAAGUUUUUUUUUUUUUUUGGUUUUGUGAUUGUAAUAAAUCGUCUAUAGCUACUUGAACAUGUAUCGUUCAUACAAACCUCCGAGGGUGUUUAGCCUCUCAUCUUAAUAGCUUUUACAAGAUUUCCAAAAAUAAUUCAAGCAAGAGGUCUACUUUCAUCCUGUAAAAUACUGUCUUUUUCAGCAAAUAGGACCAGCGACAGCUGCAGCUAUAAUCGCAAUAACUGAUAAUUUCACGGUCUUCUGAGGCUGACGAGAAAACUCUUUAGUCUUAGCUAACAAUGUUUUUCCUUAAAGUGGCAACAUCCGUGUACAAUGGUUUAAAACUUGAUCUUUACCAAAUGGUGGUUGUCCAAAACCAUGUGAAGGCAUAUGUCACUGAGAAAUGUCAAAAGAUAAAACGACGUCGCCGAAAAAUGAUUGAGACAUACGAUGACUUUAAUUUAUGGAUUAGUUGAAUUAAUGGAUAUAAUAAAACUGUGGUCUAAGCUGUGAAUAGGAAACAACAUGUCUCUCAUCACUAAUUAUUAGCUGUAUAAUAUUUUUGCUUGUUUUGGCACCAAAUUUCCAAAGAUUCGAUGUUUUCUAGCGGUUUUUUUUGUCUUUUUUCUUGUUUUUGUUUUUUUUUCAAAACUAUAGGACUUCCGCUUGAAAGUUAUACCGAAAUUUACUUUUCGAAUGUAUCCUUUCCCUCUUUAAAUUCAGAAUAUGAUAUUCACAUGCAUAAAAACGAGUUAAAAUACCUCUAGCAUUUCUAACAAUCAUAAAUUGAAGAGCACCGUCUCAAAGUAAUAUGACCUAAUAAGACAAUUAUGGCAAUGUUUUGAUUCUUUUUUAGAUUUUAAAUUGAAGUAAAUUAAUAUAAUGCAUUUCAUUAGAAAUACGCUUUAGAUGAAAACCUACAGACACAAGGAAAAAACAGUUAUCUUUACCGAACAAAUCAUUUUUGGCAACCAGUCGCCUCAGAUACCGCCAAAGCCCGAUCGAUGUAAGGACAUAUUAACCAUGUAUUAAUUAUUAAGGCACAAUUUGAAAUGCAUUAAUUACAAUAGUUAUAUUUCACAAAUGGUUCAAAAUACAAUAGAAAAAUACAUGAAAAAAAGCAAGAGAAAAAGAAACAAGAUUGACCAAGAAAUCCUUUUCCUUUACGUUAGGCAGCUUUUAAAACAUGUCUGCACACACUUCUGAGUUUGAUGCAUUUUACAAAUAAUUUCAUUUGAAUUGUCCGUUUCUGGUUCGAUGAGGAGGUGUUCGUCAUCUUUAAUUUCCGCAUUGCAGGGCUCUCUUACGUCGGAAUUUUGGCACAUUCCUCCAAGCUCCACAUGCACAAAAACGCACUUUUGUUGAAAAAAACCUCGGCGAGGGUUGUUGCAUGCAUGCACUGUAUAUUUCUUCUAAUAACCGUUAAUUAAAAGUUACUAGUUGAGCAAACCACUGUAUUAUUUAUUUCCAUGUUGCUUAUAUGAUAGCAAAGAAUUGAAUCAAAGUGUAAAUUAAAAGCAAAGGAUCGAAAUAACUGAUAGAACAAUAUCUUGAUUUGAUUUCUUACCAGAUCGCGUAACUGCGUAGACAUAAAUGAAUGUGCUAAGAACAACGGGAAGGGCGACUGUGAGUACUCCUGUGCAAACACAGAUGGAUCAUUCCAUUGCUCAUGUCCUGCGGGAUUCUCCUUGAACGAUGAUGGCCUUACUUGUCAUGACAUUAAUGAAUGUCAAGUGAACAAUGGCGACUGCUCUCAGAAGUGUGUUAAUAAACCUGGUAACCACUCCUGUGCUUGUUUUGAUGGAUAUGUCAACUCAGGGCCCAAUGGUACUGAUGUCAUCUGUAUUGACUUUGGUGAGUUCUGGUAAUAGGUCAAGUUAUUGAUUAGAACACUGCAUUGGCGCCCUAGUAUGCCUGAGCUUAAACUUUUUUCAACGUCUAAGGAUUAUCAUGUAGUUUUCAGAGCAUUUCUCUACAUUGUUCGUCGCGUUAACCUGCCACUCCGCAAGCCAACAUUCUGCAUUUGUCAAUUGCUGCAUUGCAUUUUUUUAUUCUCAACCUUUUCAAAGAAAAGCCAUUAGACUGAUUAGCAAUUGGUUGGUGAGUGUGGAGCUUAGGCUUUUGUACAUUAUGCUAGCAUUUUUUCGAGCAUUUUAGUGAGGCAAAAGCAUUGAGCAUUAUUCGAGCAUUUUUGUGGCAUUUUCCCCGGAAAAUUAAUUUUUCCGAGAAAAUAAAAUAGAAAUUAACUUUUUUCAGGAGCCCAUGCCCCAUGAGCUCCUGCGUUGUUACUUGCAACACUUGCACGUUUUUGUAAGAGUAAGCUUUUAAAUUAAUUUAAAAAAAACCGUUUAUAUAAUGAGCAUUAUCCGAGCAUUUUAAUGACUUUUUUGGGAAAGACCGAGCAUUUUAGUGGCAAAAAUGGAGCAUUAAGGUGGAGCAUUUUAGUAGGGACGCAAAAGCAUAAUGUACAAAAGCCUAGUGGAGCUACUGUCGAACCACCUAAGCUAAAUCUGCUAAGGUCUAAAACCAGUGCAGUUACGAGAAAUACGUAUUGAAAAAUACCGCAAAAUGGAGCGACGUUCGCUCGGAUUGACUUUUAGCAAUAAAGUGACUAUUUAUUAACCCCAACGAAUAGUUGAAACUGACAUGUUUUUAAAUUUCUGGAGGAGCGUGCUGCUAGCUUUCCCUGAACUGUCGUUUUUUCGAACACUUAGACCCGCCACGGACUAUUUUCUUGAGUCAUGGAAUAAACUAUGAGGAGUUAAUGACUUGAAUGACUCAAGGGACAAAUGAAUUUUAGCUCUUUAGUUGUAGAUACAGUUCAAUGUUGCUGCUAUUUCGAUAUGUUAUACAACAGAAUUUCGAGAUGAUUUUUUUUCCAUGAUUCAAUUAGUUAUUGCUUCAACAUUGUUCCAUUCCUUACUACAGAUGAAUGCUUUGAAGAAAUUCACGAAUGCGACCCUCUUGCCAGAUGUAAAAACACCCCUGGAAAUUACACAUGCCAGUGUCCUGAUGGCUACCUAUCACAAUGGAAGGACUGCAUCGGUAAGGGAAAGAGCGUAUAUGUAUUAAAACUCCAGCAAUAAUACCAACAAUAGCAGUGAAAUCACCGCAGUUUCUAUUUGGGUGUAAAGUUAUACUCCAAAGGACCUUAAAAACUCUUUCAUAAGGGCAGUGUUACCGUUUGAAUAGUCAUGCAGAAUUAAGGAAUGCGGAAUUUACCGAACUAAUAAGUUUGUGCUACUAACAUAUGAUUGCAGACAUUGAUGAAUGUGCCAUGCCCGAAGUGCAUCAAUGCGGUCAGAUUUGCAACAACACUCCUGGAGGGUUAGUAAACAAAACAGUUCAUGUACUUCAGUUUGCUUAUACCUUAAAGCUUUUGAGCUGUAUAAGAGGCCUUACUAGAAUCAACAUUGCACAGUUUGACUUAGAUGAUCAAAUCAUCAGCUCACAUCCGAUCUUUCAAGACCCAGCUCACCAAAGUGCCCUGCCCUGUGACGGAAUCAGCCAUGGACUAACUUGUCAUCCAGCAAGAGUCUGGGAAAUAAGGAACGCGAACCGCGUAGAAUCAUAUUUUUUCUUUGCGUAAUAAGAAUUCUUUCUUUUUCUCUCAUUUAGCUUUCGUUGUGAAUGUAGAAAAGGCUUUGCUCUUCAAGCGGACAACAAGACAUGCUCUGGUAUGUGGAAGAACCUUUUUUUUUUCUUGCACAGAGUCUUGUAAUCUUUAGUUUUUAACUAAGGGAUGCGACCUCCUAAAGAAAUCAAUCAAUCAAAAUCGUAAUUUGAACACGAUGAGGAGUAAAGCUUGGUAGUUUGAGGGGUCGUGUACAAAUAGAGUUACUAAGUAGGUAAUAUAAGAGGAUAUAUAGUUACACAAAUGUUUCGGCUAAAAUAAGUUAAGCCCCUCGUGGACACCAGUUUAAAAUCUGCAAAUUCAGUUGCCUCUCACUGCUCCUGGCCGCCGCCUAAGGACGUUUUUCUCUCGCAAAACGAUCUCAGCGACGAGACGCGAUGAGCGAGAGGCAGUGGAUCCGAGGCAGUUGUUCUACGUUUCCAUUUAUCUUCUUAUUAAUUUUAGAUAGGAUAGCACUUACGUCACUACCUACCAUUAUCUAACCAACACUUAUUACCAUUGCAAAAUAAUCUUUAAAAUUUUAUUGGUUUCUGUUUCUCUAGAUAUCGAUGAAUGUAAACUAAACAUUUGCGAAAGAGGCUGCGUUAAUUCCAUCGGAAGUUAUCAGUGUUCGUGUCCUGCUGGUUAUCAACUGGCUUUGGAUGGCCAUCAUUGUAAAGGUAGAGUAUUUGAAUUUAUCUACCAGCCGAUAGGAGUUUAACUUGCAAAUAACUUAAAGUGACGAAAGUUGCGUUUUAUUACCCUUCGAUCAUGCUUAAUACGUCAGAAAGACUUGUUCAACCCCAUAUCAGGCUCGCCUUUAACGAAUUUACCUUAACCCAUGUUGUAUGGAACACCUGUAACCGUCCAUUUAAAACAGCCAUCGUCAAUGCGUCAGAUACAGGAACUAGGCCACUUGAUUUAGCGCACUCUAUCAUGAUCCUUGUAAAUAACUCUCAUCAUUUGUCUUAAAAUCUCUUUUCCCUUUUGUGUGGAGGACGUUAAGACAUGUAGUCUGCAUGCAUCACUUUACUGAGUACAAAGCUCAGCGAGACUUAACUAAAAUAGAGUUUUUUAAAUUUUCCAUUAGACGUCAACGAGUGUUUGGACAACAACGGAGGCUGCGAUCACAGAUGCGUUAACGAAAAUGGAAGGUAAUCGAGUGCGUUUGUGUCAACUUUCGAUGUAUUUUCGUUGGAUGUCAUUUUAAAAUGUUUAUAGGAGAAAGGUUUUUUAAAAAGUUUAGAUGAAAAAAAGAACCGCUCUUUAUUUGAGUGCCGAUGUAUUUGACACGAACGUACGAACUGAGGACGCUAUUCUUUACGUCUCCUUGUGGAAAGCGGAAAGCCAUUUCUGAUUGGUGAUCCAAGUCAGACGAAGGUCUUGCCGUCUGCUGGUAAGAGCAGUCGGAGACCCUGAUUGUUGGUCCGAACCUGAGACCUCUCGCGGGUUCGAAACAACACGUAUUGUAGAGGUCGGUAGAACGCUUGUUCAACAAGCGUUCUACCGACCUCUAUAAUACGGACACCUUGAAUGUACAGUCAAACCUCCUUAAUACGGAUACCUAAGGGAAAGGACAAGGUGUCCGCAUAACGGAGGUGUUCACAUUAUACAAGAAGGAAAUGUAUGAAUUUUGGUGUCUUUGGGACAAAAGAGAACUUUCUGUAAAAGAGAGGUGUCCGUAAGCAUUUUAAAUGAUGAAAAUGGGAAUCUCCGUGGUUGAUGAUAUGUUACGGCUGUCACAUGCCUCAUUCUUACGUUCAAGGCAAUGAGUCAUAAACGUCUAAUAUAAGAGCUCAAAGUCAUGCAGCCUUGACUUAGCCUUCUCUUUGUUGAACUCGAACGUUUUGGCUGGUACCCACGUGCAUGCGCAACAGUUGCCCCGUCAGCUCAUUCGCUAGCCCUUUUUGAUUAUCAUUCUUUUUUUCACCUUCAGUUAUUCUUGUGCCUGCCGUCAUGGCUUCAAACUGUUAAGAGAUGGCUCGACGUGUAGAGGUAAAUAAUUUUAGAACUUACGUUGAAUUAAGAGUCUGUUUUGCUGUGGCAAACCCUUGGGUGUCAAAACCUACUGACAGAUCUCAGAGUAUCCGCCACAGGGCUAGGGAGUACAGCAGUCAAGGUUUUUAAUUCUUCCACCAUUACCAUUACUACUGUGUUCCCUUUUGAUCUCGUUGGCCGUUUUUCAUUUGCUUGAGCUGUAAAUCCGCCUUUUUCUGCCAGUCGACAUCUGAAUAAUCGUCCUUUCACAUAUCAGAUAUCGACGAAUGUCUGCUAGACACUGCAUGUUGUAACCAAGGUUGUGUCAACACAGAAGGGAGUUACAACUGUACCUGUUACCCGGGUUACACGGCCGUCAGCAACUGUACCUGUCAAGGUAUGUCUCAGCACACAAAAUACAGAUCCUGCACUUUCGAGUGAGGACAAAGGUCCUUAGAGCGAUUUUAGUAUGACCUCGAAAUGAAAACGCACGAACAAAACAGAAACAACAAACGAACGGAAAUAGCGCGAUUUGAUUGGGUUAUCGAACGGAUACAAACGCGCGUGAUUUUGACUGGUGAAGCGAGAACUUUUAAAAUUUCUAGAAAUCAAUUGAUACUUCGCUUUGACAUCAUACUGCAACACGAUUGGCAAAUCGAACAAUGCCUUCUCUAUAUAAGGGUUUUCUUUGGCGGGAAAACGAAGAGUCCCUGUUUUGGUCUUUUCAUCCAUUGGCUGAUAAAAUAAAUAACGAACAUUUACCAAAACCAUUUUUCAAGGUCAUACGAAAAUUGCUCUAUCUUAUGUCGAUAACUAGUUACAGUUAUCAUUUGACUGACAAAGCUAAGGCCGAUUUUGCGUAAAUUUUACCUUUCCUCUUCCCAUUAGUGCAUAACAGGGGUCUUUUUUGCGUGAGCAUGCGCGACCGCUUACUUGUCAAAGAGCACGCGACCAGUGACAGCGACCGUGCUGCGUAGUCAUAGGAACCAAAUUGUUCACUUUGAAAGCUUGCUUGAGAUUGAAAUGGUAGCAGGAACUUAGGAAAGACCUUCGUUGUUCAAAAUAAGUAAAGAUCUGUUUAUUUAAAGUGGAGACUGAUGCGCUGAACGAGGUGAAAGAGCAAGUUUCUCAAGGAUGUCUGACACGAACAUGGCUGCUUGUUGUUGUUUGGCGCUCGACUCGUGUCUUCCCCUUUAAGAACGGCAAAGUUUGGCAUAGAAUGCAUUGCUGAUGCGUGGCUGUUGAGCAAAAUGUUCUUUAUUUAGUGUUUGUCUAUAAAUCGGAUGUAAAUCAGUUUCUCGAUGCCGUAGAGGAUUUCGGUCAAUAAUUUGUUAAUAGCUGAUUUAGCCAUAUUUCGGGAGUGGAUUAAUAACGAUCAGCGGGCGACUACCCCAGGGGGGGGGGGUACUUGGGAUUUCAAGUGACGGGGAUGAUCAAAGGAUUUUUUGGGGUUUGAAAUUUUCGAUUCCGGGAUUUUUUUGGGUACGAAAAUUUGGCAAGUAUUUUUUUGGGUACCUUGAUUUGAGUAAGGAUUUUUUGGGCGUAUUAAAAAGAAUCGGUAGUGCCCUGGCUGCGUAGUUCUGCGAGUAAAGUACAAACAAACGUGUUUUGCUGUUGUUUAAUGAGGGGUCUUUAAUAGUUAACUAUGGUCUCGCUUUACAUCGCACGUGUUAUACAAUAGUCUGCAUUUUUGGUCCAGGGAUUUUUGGGAGUUUUGCUGGAAGCCCUAGGGAUUUUUUUGCGUCUUGACUUUUGGCUCCAUUCGAUCAUCCCCCUCACUUGAAAUCCCGAGUACCCCCCCUGGGGCGACUACCACGCCGUUUUCAGUUGGAAUAGAAAGUUUUUGCCUUAAGUAUUUUAGCGAUGCAAAGUUUGUUUAUAGGAAAAUUGUAGAACUUCUUCUUUUCGCGUGGACUAACAUUGUAACGCAUCUUUUACAGGAAUUUGCUUUUAGCCAGAACUUAAAUGUUCUAAUGAUUUUUAACUUUUGGUCGGCAUCACAUGUUUACUGUACUUCUUGGGAAACCUAUCCGUUUGUUUCAUCAAAAUCGGUCACAAGAAUGGACUUUAAUUUCGGUCCUAUUAAAUGCAGUUUUGACUGUGUCUCGUUGAUAUUCAUUAUUUUUUAUUGUUCGAGACAUACAGAGUGACUACCACCGACAUCUCACCAGGUGCCUAAUCUACGUCUCGUGUGCUCUUAAUUUUGUAGCUUUAAAGUGCUGGGAAAAUUGUAGAACAUAUAUUAAUUCACUGCUGAACUGAACAUCGGCUUUCGCGCACUUCGAACCCACUCGCUAAAAUUUGCUAUGUUUUUUUUUAAAUAUUUCUCUUCCUUUCCCAUUUCAAAACAAAGAAAAUUGAAAGUGUUCACUUGCAUCAACAAACGUUUCUGGACUUUGUUUAGACUUUGAUGAGGUCAGCGCAAUCCUCUAGGCACUACAUAUACGCGCGCUGUUGUCCAGGUCAAGUGGGGAGAUGAAAUUUGAUAGUAGCUCGUGUAUGUUAAAGCCGGUCUACUUCGCUUUUGUUAAGACCAUGUUAGAGUUUUUUUUGCAAACUACACAUUUUUUUAAAUCACGAGCACAUUCGCCAAGACCAACGAGCAAAAUAAUCGCUAUGAUAGCUUUGAGACGCGCCAUUUUGAUGAAGCCAUCCCUGUGGUGAGCCUCCAUGCACAUCGCUUGUUCAGCGGUCGCGCAUGCUCACGCAAAAAAGACCCCUGUUUCAGUGCAUUAUUUUACAACUAUUUAAGGCUACUUUUACCACACGGAAAGGAAAGAAGUCAAAACAAGGAUUUGUGGUCACACUAGACUACGAGUAGUCCCCAAGCGAGAAAGGCGGGAAAGGCGGCUUUCUCGCAUGGGGUGAUUUUCACGCGCGCUCGCGUUUCGCUCGCUCUACUGUCCCUGAGGAGUAAUGGGGACUACUCGUAGUCUAAGGUUACACCAAAGAAUCGAACUAGGAAACUCCCGGACAGAAGGCCGCGCUCUAAUCUACUGUGCCAAUUUUUGCUGCUCCCAAUAUCGUUUGUUAGUGUUUAAUAACACAACUGGUGUUUAAUUAUGUCCUAUUUCAAGGCACGUGGCUUUAUCUAUGUAUCAGUGAACGGUAACCAUUUUUAUUUUUUGGCAAUUCUAUUCCUUUAUGCCAGAUAUAAAUGAAUGUGAGACUGCGAAUGGAGGCUGCGAACAAGUCUGCAAAAACAACCCUGGAAGCUUUGCGUGAGUGAGAUUGAAUAAACGUUGAGUUUGUGUUGUUGUUGUUGUUGUUUUUUUUUUCUUUAUAUCUCGUUUCUAUUAUUGCUCCUUUUACUAUUGUGUAGGUGUUUAUUUAACUGAAAUUAUUUAUCGAAUGAUAUCGUUUUAAGUCCGGUGAUACUUUCCUCAAAGCUCCCUCCGCUUUAGUUUACAUCUACUAAGGUCUUUUCAGACCAUUUUAACUUAUUAUCUAUUGUGGAAGUCACUUUUACGGGAAACGGAAAACGUGAGAUUCAGUUUGACAAAUUGUCAAAUGAGGAACUAAGGAGAUAAAAAAUGGCCGAAAAUAAUUCCAUUGGAUGAAACAGGCAUGGAGCCACUUAUUUUUGUAUAAAUAUAGUAGUAAAUGACAACUAAAGAGAAAUCUUGGUCAUGCGGUGCAAAUUGCCUUUUGAGGCAAAUUUUGCAGCUUUUGUUAUUAGGAACCUUUAGAUUCUAAUACGAGGACGACUUCGAGUACGAGAUUUCCUCAAUGCUAAGUAGUGUACGCGUGUGAGCCAGCGUCAUUUUGGCGGGAAAACGUGGUAGCUAUUACGAAUUUUUAGGUAGAGACUUCAUUCCAUAGCUCAAAAGGAGGUGGCAGGUGCCCAGCGGUUUUAGAGAAAACAAGGUUUGGGUGGGAGUGCUCAGUCUCACGGGCUCACAAACCUCCUUUUGAGCAAUAGAAUCUGGUUAUUUACGAAUUUUUGCGAGAAUGUCGUAGUGGCGGAAAUAAGUUAUCAAAUGUUAGAAGGUAUAUCAUUUUGAGACCGGGAGAGGGGUUAACCUCCUUCUAUAAAGAUACCAGUGCCAACUUUUCUGUUUAAAAAAGCACAAUAAAGCUUUCCAGGGUGUCUAUUUUUGGACAAUACGAGAAAAAAUACUUUAAAUCAUAAAUCAAAUCUCUUAGUCGUAGUCGUUCUCGUCCUCGAAUCUAAAUGUCUCUAAUGUUUUGAAUGCGAAGGUGCUUGUUUUUAGAUCUCAGAAAAUGAAAAAACAAAACAAGGCAAAGCGAAACAAAAAACAUUCUCUAGAAGGCAUUAAACAGAAAGCAAACACUCUUGACUAGUGUUUAUAUUGAAAAAUGUAUAACUGGUUUUCCAGCAUUGUUUGUCCGAUUCAUUUUCCCUCAGAUGCUCCUGUAACUCGGGAUUCGUCAUUCAUAGUACAGAUCCUACACGCUGUGUGGACAUCAACGAGUGUCUCACGGUAGGAACCAAACCACACCCCACUUUGUUUUUUAAACGUCUCUGUUUCAGAUAAAUAAUAAAUAUGGCAAAUUCCAGGCUUGGUGAAAACUAGCAAUAAAAAAAUAAUCUUCAAUUUAGUUAUCUCCCUGGCUACCAAAACUUGAGGAACACGCGUUUGAUAACAUUAUAUAAUAAUGCUUAAAAUAUUUUACAUGUGGCUAAAUGUAAUUUAGGCAAGGUUAAUCUCGAGCUAAUGCUGCCAGCGGUCUCGCCCAGUUUGCACAUGAUCCGUGGGGGCGCCCCUUUGGAGUUCGCAGGGGCUUACUUCGUACAGCCUUGCUUUUUAGCGAUCGUUGCGAUCAAUGCUUUUGUGAGCGAAUCUUUGCGGAUUCAUUAGCCCUAUCCUCCCUUCCCAGAGGGUUACUUGAUUUCAGAGGUAAGUAUCGGGUUAGGUAAGUAUUUCCACUGGACUAGUUUCAGUGUGAUGGUGCCUGUUAGCGGCUGCUAUGGAGACCUCCCUGCGGUGCCUGAAUUACCUCGGGCCCUUCCCCGCUAACUUUUAAGGCACCAGUUCCCAAGCUUAUCAAUUGGCGAUGAGUUUAAAAUUUUAAUUUUCAUUAAAAUGUACAGUAUAGGCUACCACCAAUGAAAAUUUACACCUUCUUAAACUUAAUAGCACAGCACCCAUACCCCCAGCACCAACAAUUGCAAAGGCCGCCUAUAUCAUCCAUCGUUUCACUUUACCCUCGGAAAGCAUUCACUUCGGUACACAGAUCCUAAAGUACUGUAUAGAACAAUAUAAGGAGUUACUACUGUAGUACCAAAUGGGUUUUAGUUUAACCUUUUUAUUUCCUUUUAAUUAAAGGAUAAUGGAGGCUGCCAACAUAACUGCACCAACACGCCCGGGUCUUACCAAUGCACUUGCCAUCCAACUUUUAAAAUACAAUCUGACGGAAAGUCUUGCGGGCGUAAGUAGAAAUCCUGUGUCUAUGGAGGGUUAUUAGGAAAAAGUGGGAUAUUGGUGAAAAUAUGGGCAUACAUAUAACUACACCAAUGGGCCUGGAUCUUAUUACCAGUGCACCUGCCACCCAAAAUACAAACUAAAAUCAGAUGGAAGACUAGCGGUCAUGAGUAGUAAUUAUGUGACUAUAGAGGACCUCUCAGAGGUCACUCGGUCAUAGGAUAUUAAGGUGAAGAACAUUAUAGGAAUACGGGAUAACUGCUCAAAUACGCCGGGGUCGUACCAGUGCACCUGCCAUCCAACAUACAAACUGCAAUCUGAUCGAAAGUCUUUCGGGGUCUAGUAGUUGUGAUGUGUCUGUAGAGAAGGUCUAUAAGGGAUUACUGGGAAACUUACUUGAAAAAUUAGAGGGAUACGGGAUAUUUGGGGGAAAUUAAUGUGGUAGGGGAUGUUUAGAUACUGGCAAGUAAGCAAUGAUGUAUCUAAACAGAAAGGGCUUAUCAGGGUGUACUUGGAUGCGAGACUCAAGUGAAAAACAAUAGGGAUACGGGAUGUUUGGGAAAAAAAUUGGAAAUGGGGUAGCCUUGUUCCCAGGGUUCUCUUCUACCCGUCCUGUCUCUCGCUCCGUAGGGACGGGUAGCAGAGAACCCUGGGAACGAGAUUGGUAAUGGAGUUUGUAUUUAGACGCGAUUGUGGGAUAUCGAAUUAAUGUCAAAUAAACCUCUUCUGAUUGAACACGAGUUUCAGUGGUUGAUAAGAAGUAGGACAGAACUAGAGAAAAAGACUCGCGAAUGGGAUUUUUUUUAACUCUUUAUGUGUAAAAUAUUGACAAGAUUGAGCCACCUAGAUAGUCUCUUACAAGGAAACUGAAUCCUCCUGUUUCCCGAAAUUUAAAUGACGUUCCCAUGAGUCUCUGAAAGCAGAAAGCAUUGAAAUUAACGGGAUACCGGAUUUCAAAGUCUUAGUUGAAGGGAUGAGUGGUACGGGAUUUGAACAGCCCCUCUUAAGGGGGCCUUUCGUUUUCAAUUUACUGUUCUAAGUUAUUUGGCAGUACGGUGUUCAAAAACUAUGCUUUUCUUUGUGAGUGUCCCGAGUUCUCCCGGGCCUCUGUUUCAAAACGAGGGUAGGUGCUCAGCCUUUGAUAUGGAAAUCAUUUUUCAUUCUCAAGCAAAUAAAACUCAUUUUCACAAGAAAGGUUGUGCCCCUAGCCUCAUUUUGAAAGUGAGGGUUUUUGGAACUCGGAAUUGGCCUAUGCGAAAUGAAAUUUCUUACCUCAUCUGUCGCAAAAACUGUUGAAAUGAUUGCAUUUCCCAGGUGAGAAAUUGUUUUACAUGUACAAAUGUCGGACAUGUUUUCAUUGUAAUUCUGUGUCUUUUCUUCCAGACUGUCCUACUUGUAGUGAGUUCGAGACAUUGUGGCAAACCGUUCAAGACCUAAAGGAACAGGUAGCUAAUAAGAAAAUGCAAUGUAUCAUUAUCUUUCGAAUUCUGGCAAAAUAUCGAAACCCAGCUGGUCUAUCAAGGAAAAAACGUUACCUAACAAUACCACCUUUCAGUAGAUUUGUGGACUAUAGGAAUCUCCUCAGUUUCUCGUAUGAAAUAUUUCGAAACAUUAAAAGGCCUUGAGUUCAAUAAAUGUAUACUAUUUUAGCUUGCUAGAACCUUUUAAGGUUUUUUAAAAAAGCUAUUCCUUCUGAAAGAAGGCGUUGCUCCCUGCAAGAGAAGUUUAAUCGUAAAUCUUGGUGUUCCUCCGCUGUAUUUGUUAAUAACAAAAGACUUGGGAGAGACUCUAUUUACCGUCAACUAGCGGUGUAGCUUGGCGUUAUUUAACUUAAGCGGAGCAGGAAGCAUAGUCGCCCUCGUCUCCGUCUCCUGCUUCGCGCACUUGAAAGUAAUGAUUGUUGUGGUAGCCGCGUGGCAGGCGAUUGAAGAGGAAGGAAAGUAGAAAUUAAUAAGCGAGCAAGUAAAGGGACCCCGCGUUGGCCUUCAAAUGCUUGGUACGCAGACUACGUAUUAAGGGAGGUAAUCGGGGUGUCGCAAGGUGACGUAUACCGCGAAGGUAUAUUGGUUGGCUCGAUGGUGUAUUGAUUUAACGCGGGAUUGUAAUUAUUUGCAAGGUGGUGUAUUGAAUAGGUAUAAGUUUAUUGUAAUUUACUCAUUACUCACAAAAUUGCUUUUUUGGUUUAGCUCGUCUCCGUUGAAGUUUGGAAGCAGAGUAUUAAUAGUCAAGGAUGUAUCUUUGACUCCAAAUUUAAACCAAAUGGAACCUCUUGGCGAAAAGAGCCGUGUGAAAUUUGCCACUGUCAGGUACGUAUUCUGUGUUUUCACUCACGUGGCCAGCAUUUAUGCAAAUUUAUUGGAAGGAAAGAAAGCGUUUACAUAAGAAAAGAGUUCAACUCCCACAUGACUGGUUUGGAACACAAACAUGGCCGCCGUUUCAUUGUUUUAGGACACAACUAUGGCCGCCGUUUCAUUGUUUUGGGACACAAAUAUGGCCGCCAUAGCGUCAUGUGAAAACACACAAUAUUCGAGGAAACUUACGUUAUCAGUAAUUAUCGAUAAAGUUAUUUUUUAUUCUUAUUCCGAGAACGUCAGCAAAACAGCGAAAAAGUUAUUUGGAAAGAAAAGUUGCUUUAAAAGAUAUUGCAUUUCGAAGUUUGGUCAAUUUGAUCAAUUUCAGACGUUAACAUUUUUUUUUUUCAGGGUGGCCAAACACGCUGUGAGCCAAUAAGAGGAUGCAUCAGUAAGAAAUUUUAUUACUAUUGAUAAAGGCAGAACCUGCUGAUAAAGGUUAUGACAGCCGUAAUUUCACCCUUCCGCGCCUACUCUCUCGCGACCACGAUAUUUUUCGUGUUUUAUAUGGUGGCGGUGAUCCCUUCAUUUCAAACUUAUUCCCAGUUCUUUUUCCCUCCCUACCAUAUUCCAAGGGAAAGGCCCUGGGAACAAGGUUGUCUUAGGUUGCGGUGAUGUGUCUAGUUCUAAGUGUCGGGGAGGGGAGGGAGAAAUUUCCCGCGCAACCAAGAAAUGACUAUUAGAAGUAAAAGUGUCCCAAGAAACAGUUUCACUGUAUUGAAAUUGACACAACACCUACCCAUUCUGUCACACGCCACCUCCAACCAGCCCGUCAAAAAAAGGUUUGUGCCCUAAUAAUAUUGCUUCUUCUGGUGACAAAUUGCUUUGUGAGUUACACAGGAAAGUGCAUAAAAAUCUGCGUUUUGUUAUUUUGUUAGAUAAGGUGGCCUCCACCCCGACAACCAUCAGAGGAAAUGAACCACUUACAGAUGAGGAAGAUGAUGAUGACGUUGACGCCACUGCCGCAAGUAAGAAACAUCAAGCAUGCGCCUUAGCCUGAGAAAACAGCCGACAUUCGCGACGCCACUACUGGGGUUCCUGCGAAAUGACGUCUGAGGAACGAGUGCAGAAAUUCAAUACUGAUGACUCGACACUACCCAAAUCUGGGAGGUGCAUCUGAUUGGCUAAAAAUUUGCCUUAACCAAUCAGAUGACGCGUCACUACCCAGAUAAGGGUAGUGCUUCUGAUUGGUUGAGGCAAUUUUUUAGCCAAUCAGACGCACCUCCCAGAUUUGGGUAGUGACGCGUCAUAAGUAUGGAAUUUCUGCGCUCUUUUCUCAGACGUCAUUUCGCAGGGAACCCAGUAGUGGCGUCGUGAAAUGUCGGCUGUUUUCUGAGGCUACGCAGUCUUAUGGGUUAAUAAUUUCGUAGCCUAUUGCGUCUUAAAUCGAAAUCCCCGCAAGUCUUACAGACUGUUCGAAAGCACUGCAAACGAGUUUAUGCUCAAGUGGUGAUAGCUUUGAGUUUUGUCCAUCGUCAACUCUGUGUCAUAUGGAAAGGGUUAGUGGGGUGGGGUGGGGUGGGGCUGAUUUUUGGUUGUUCAUCUUUUUUUAUUGUUCAUCCUUAUAUAAAUGAAAAUCUUCAGUAUUUUGGGUUUUCUUUCAAAAUACCACUGAAGUGAAUAACUUAGAAAAAGGCCUUCUCUAUUUUGAUCUAAAAGGGACGAUGCUCGAAAUCCCUCUUUCUUAGUCAUUUUUUUUUUUACUGAGUGUUUGUAAUUUUGUCAAAAAGUGUAUGAGGACAGGGGGCUUAUUAAGCCCGGAAGAAAAGAGGCGGAGGGGGUAUCGGAGGAGGUAAAGAAAAGAGCGAGAUGUGGAAGUUCUGAACGGGCAGGAAGAGGGAGAAAUAAGGGGAAAUUACCCAACAAUGCUUAAUAUCUCGCAAUUGAAAAGGAGUAUGGGAGGAAGCCAAGGAGAAAAGGGUUGGAGUUGGGAGGUUUGAAGAAAAGGGACGGAAGGGGUAUCGGAGGAGGUAAAGGAAAGAGCGGGUGGUGGGAGUUCUGAAAGGGCCGGAAGGGGGAGAAAUAGGGGGAAAUUACCCAACAAUGCUUAAUAUCUCGCAAAUAUCUCGUAAUUCCAGGUGGUGACAAUUCGCCAACCACGUCUACCACAGACAUAACCACUCCAGGAAGAAACGUCCUUACAAACAAACGCUUGCAGCCAGGAGGAUCCAAUUGA
Molecule: messenger RNA, 31178 nt
Organism: Porites evermanni
Lineage: Eukaryota; Metazoa; Cnidaria; Anthozoa; Scleractinia; Poritidae
Source: the annotation of a GenBank genome assembly